Apis florea (little honeybee) is the source of this 5001-nucleotide messenger RNA. It is a transcript of the gene rdgB, whose product is annotated as retinal degeneration B. Gene Ontology annotation, molecular function: phosphatidylinositol transfer activity; phosphatidylinositol binding; phosphatidylcholine intramembrane carrier activity. NCBI's taxonomy places the organism in Eukaryota, Metazoa, Arthropoda, Insecta, Hymenoptera, Apidae. Gene Ontology annotation, cellular component: cytoplasm. Gene Ontology annotation, biological process: phospholipid transport. The record is from RefSeq and is a predicted model, not a curated record.
CCGCCAAUCGGAACCUCCUCUCUGUCAGUCAGUGGCCGCGCGUUGCUCAUGUAACAUCGUGAUAUUUUUACCUUGCGUUUAUUCUCCACAAUCCUUGGAUAAAUCUUCGAUUGCUUUGUUUUUUCCAGUAUUUACGUCGAUGAUAUCAUGAAUGAUAAAAGAGAAGAAAUAACCUUGAGACGAUUCAUAUCUACUAGAGUGGCUAGAGAAUAAGUAACAGCGGCAAAAUGUUGAUAAAAGAAUAUCGAAUACCGCUGCCUCUCACUGUAGAAGAAUAUAGAAUUGCUCAGCUUUACAUGAUAGCGAAAAAAUCUAGAGAAGAAAGUCAAGGAGCAGGCAGCGGUGUAGAAAUAAUAGUAAAUGAACCUUAUAGUAAUGGUCCAGGAGGAAAUGGACAAUAUACUCAUAAAAUUUAUCAUGUGGGCAGUCAUCUUCCAGAAUGGUUCAAGAGUUUGUUACCUAGAUCUGCGUUAAUCGCCAAGGAAGAAGCAUGGAAUGCUUAUCCUUACACAAAAACUCGUUAUACUUGUCCUUUUGUUGAAAAGUUUUCUAUUGAAAUAGAAACGUAUUAUUUUCCUGACAAUGGUUAUCAAGAAAAUGUCUUCAAGCUCAGUGGUAGUGAUUUGAGAAAUAGAAUUGUAGAUGUAAUUGACAUUGUAAAGGAUCAAUAUACAGGUGACUAUGUAAAAGAGGAGGAUCCUAAAUUGUAUGUAUCUCAGAAAACUAAUCGAGGACCUCUUACGGAAUCAUGGCUAGAAGAAUACUGGGCUGAUGUAAAAGGAAAGCAACAACCGACAUCAUCCGGAAAAUCGUUAAUGUGUGCAUACAAAUUAUGCCGCGUAGAGUUCCGUUAUUGGGGUGUACAAACCAAAUUAGAAAAGUUUAUACACGAUAUAGCUUUACGAAAAACCAUGGUUAGAGCUCAUAGACAAGCUUGGGCUUGGCAAGAUGAAUGGAAUGGUUUGACCAUGGAAAAUAUUCGAGAAAUUGAACGACAAACGCAAUUGGCAUUGCAAAAAAGGAUGGCCAACGCAGAGGGUGGUGAAGAAUCCCCGAACGACAAUCAAGAGAAGUCUGUUUCUAAUACGACGAUGACUCCUCAAGAAUCAGAUGUUGCCAUGACAUUAGCUGCCACACUUGGAAGCAUCGAGAAAAAUGAAGAUUUCCAAAGUCCCACAAGUACUAGAAAAUCAUCUGAUAUACCAAUGACAAAUACAGCUAUUAGUUCGGAGGGUGAAGUUAGUCCUGAAGAUUCGCCGACUGAAGUACCCGAGCUUAGAAAUCUUCCUGAGGAAAAAGCAGAUGCAAAGAAGUCAUGGAAGAAGAACAAAGCGGCAAUGAAUUCGCCAUGCUCGAAUAAAAGUUUUGAUAUGCAAAUAGCAAAUUGGCGCAUGGAAAGUAUCGUGAGAGAAUCCGAAUCUGAUAGUGAAGAUGAGUUUUUUGAUUGUCAAGCUGGGUUCAUUAUACCUAUUAUAUGCGAAGCAGAAGAGGAUGACAAUACGUUCACUUCGUCCACUAUGGCAAACAAAGAAGACGAUACGAUAUUUUCACCUUCAUAUCUACAACGAAUGGCUAGUGAACGUAGCAGUAAAAGAUUGCAAAUUUCUACUUCAGCCAGCAUUGAUGCCUCAUAUCCAGCUUCACCUCAACAUUCUCCAACCCAUCAACCAUGCAAAACUACUGUCCUUCUUAUUGUAAUGCAUGCAGGAAGUGUACUAGAUGCUAAUGUUGAUUUAACGGCGAAAAAAUCAGAUAUCACAACUUUCAAAGGAGCUUUCGAAUCUGUGAUGAGACAACGCUAUUCCAGUAUGGUUGGACAUGUUGCUAUUAAGUUCGUUUCCUGUCCAUCCAUUUGCACUGAAGGUCUUGGUAUUUUAUCGAGUUUAAGUCCUUAUAGUUUUGAUGUUUCACCUUCCUCUAUGGAUGCUCCUCAAAUAACACACGAUACUAUUCCAAUCGGCGCUAUACCUCUGCUUGCUAGUUCUACUUCUGAAUAUCAGGAUGCCGUCUCACGAGUUAUAGCAGGAGCGAAUCAAGUUUAUCAUGAUUUUAUCAAAAGCGAAGAAGGUCGUGGUUUUACGGGACAAAUUUGCUUUAUUGGAGAUUCAGUAGGAGCGAUUUUAACAUAUGACGCUUUGUGUAGAUCUGUUCAUUCUAGACAUAAUAGCGAAAACAAUAUUUUGGAUAAUCAGGGCAUUGAGAAUAGUAUGAACACUGAAAAUGGCAAACAUUUGACUGCACCUUCUCCUAGAAGAAAAUCUUCUAGUACAUGUGAGGGUACGCAUUCUAAAUUGGAUUUUGAUGUAGGAGAAUUUUUCAUGUUUGGUAGUCCACUUGCUCUAGUAUUAGCAUAUAGAAAAAUCUCUGCGGAUAAAUCGACUAAUAUAAAAAGACCAUUGGUGAAUCAAUUAUAUAACUUUCAUCCUACUGAUCCUGUAGCUGCUAGAUUAGAACCACUUAUUUCUGCAAGAUUUUCUCUUCUUCCGCCCGUGAAUGUAGCUCAAUAUCAAAAAUAUCCAUUAGGAAAUGGACAGCCUUAUCAUUUGUUGGAAGCUAUUCAAACGAAUCCACAAUUAUUUACGGAUGGAUUAAACAUUCCAAAUAUGUCAAUGUCCCACUUAAGACGAUUGUCCGAUAUAUCGAUUCACAGUACGAUGUCUGGUGUAGUUGAAAAUGUCCCUUUACAAGUAAUAUCAAAUUUAACACAAAAAUGGUGGGGUACAAAGAGAUUAGAUUAUGCUCUCUAUUGUCCUGAGGGUUUAGCAAAUUUCCCUACAAAUGCUUUACCUCAUCUUUUUCACGCCAGUUAUUGGGAAUCAUUUGACGUUAUUGCAUUUAUUUUACGACAAUUAGGCAGAUUUGACUUACCAUUACUUGCAAAUGAGGAGAAAGAAUUAACUUGUUUCCGUCCAGGUCAACCUAGAGAAAAGUGGAAUAAGAAACGUACUUCUGUUAAACUUAAGAAUGUUGCUGCCAAUCAUAGAGCAAAUGAUGUAAUUGUUAGAGAAGGAGCACCUCAAGUGCUGAUUGCUAGAUUUAUGUAUAGUCCAAUUGACGUUAUUGCUUUAACCGGCGAAAAAGUAGAUAUUCAUAUUAUGAAGGAUGCUCCUGCAGGAGAAUGGACAUAUUUAUCAACUGAAAUAACUGAUAAGAAUGGUAGAAUAACAUAUAAAAUACCUGAUGAUAAAGCAUUAGGAUAUGGUCUUUAUCCAGUUAAAAUGAUUGUUAGAGGUGAUCAUACAUUCGUAGACUUCUUCUUGACUGUGAUUCCACCAAAAACGGAAUGCGUGGUAUUUAGUAUAGAUGGCUCAUUUACUGCGAGUAUGUCUGUAAGUGGAAAAGAUCCGAAAGUUAGAGCUGGAGCUGUUGAUAUUGUCAGGCAUUGGCAAGAAUUGGGAUACUUAAUUAUAUAUAUUACUGCAAGACCUGAUAUGCAACAACAGAAAGUUGUUUCCUGGCUGUCUCAGCACAACUUUCCUCAUGGCCUUGUAUCUUUUGCAGAUGGUCUUUCAACAGAUCCAUUGGGUCAUAAAGCUGCGUAUUUAAAUAAACUUGUACAGGAACAUGGUGUAAUAAUUCAUCACGCAUAUGGCAGCAGUAAAGAUAUUAGUGUUUACACUGCAAUUAACCUUAAACCAAAUCAAAUUUUCAUCAUUGGGAAAGUGUCAAAAAAAUACCAUGCUUUGGCAACUAUUCUUCACGAUGGUUAUGCUGCUCAUUUAAGUAUGCUACAGGCGCACGGAGGCUCGAGACCUGCUCAGGGUAAUGCGCGUAUGGUGAUUCCAAGAGGUCAAUUCGGUUUACCCGGACAAAACGCUUCUCUACGACGAAGAAGCUCUUUUAGGCUGGCGAAGCGUGCAAUAUCUCAACCAACUCCGAGUAAAGUGAUCUAUCCGUUGGAACGAUCAACGAGUGUUGGCCCUCCAAUUUCGUCACAGACUACAUCCACCUUCAGAUCUACGGCACCAGAGAAACUUUGACGAUUCGCACGCUGCCGGUCGUUUUUCGAGCCCCGGCAUUAGCUGUAUACAUUUAAACACUUUAAAAAUACGAGGAUAGUUCGAAGAGGAAGUCCUCGUAUAUUUCGACCGAUACGUGCUCAACAAUCUAAAGAAGAUGAUUCUACUUUGUUACUCCGCCUUUUUAUAUCCUCUCUGUAUACCUAUUGUAAAUUUUAAAAUACUAUUCGAUAUUACGAAUCCAUUGUAUAAAGUGCGAUAAAGUGUAUAGAUAGAUUUCCCUAUCUGGUGUGAAGAAGGAACUUUCUAACCGAGAAAAAAUGGUUUGAACGUACGAGGACUUUGUCUUUUAUCCCUUUUAACGUGUUAUUAUAUCAUCUACCAUUUUGAACAAUGUGAUUAAUUUUUUUUUACCGAUUUAUUACGAGAGCUUUUUUCUAGUGGUCUUUCCAACUAAGCUGAUACAGCGUCUUCUGCAAAAGAUGUGAUCGAGCACGAUCAAAAUUUUUGAUAACGUAGUUUGGAUCACGAAUUGAGUCUAGUUCCUAAAUAUAAAUCGACAUCUUAGAAGAUAGAGAUCUCCUAGAAAAAAAGCGCUAUUUUUUUUAACAUUUUUUUUCAUUAUUUAAAAUUUUAAUUGAUUGCAUGAUUUUAUUUUUCGAUCGAGUUUCAAAAAUGUAUCCUACGAACUGUGUGUAUGUACAAUCAUGUUUUAUCUAAUUGAACUAUAUCAUUAUUCUAAUCAUAGUUCGUAAGAUAUAAAUAAAAGAAAGAAAGAAGGACAGAUCGGAUUGAUUGAAAUUGUUACCUGAAUUUUCUUCAUUGUUGGCAAGAGAAAACUGAUAUUAAUCGUUACCGAUAAUUAGCUUUUAAGUACAGUGUUAUUAUAGUAACUCUAAUCAUUGCCAAGAGUUAUCAUAUAUAACAAUAUAUACGCGUAAUGUUGCCCAAGUUCCUUCGGUGCUAUGUUAUUUUCAACUAUUCAUAUCGAUUUGUAAAAAGAGAAGGGAAGAAAUCGAUAAAAAAAAAUAUUAAAAAACAU